ACAAACCAACAAUGAUACAGGAGUGGGGAUCAGCACUUUUAUUGCUUAGUGUUGUCUUUCUGGGCACAGAGGGUUGGCUGACCAAAGAGGGGUAUGGACCGAAACACUAUCAACCUCUGGUGCGAUUGCGACAUAAGCAAGAUGGAAACCCAGAGAGCAUAAGACUAAAAGCGUACUAUGGUCAGGAUGGAUACUUUGGUCCCUGCGAGAACAAGUACUGUGGGCUGGGCCGGCACUGCAUUGUGAACAAGGAAACGGGGCAGGCAGACUGCACCUGCAUGGAACGCUGCAAACCCAACUACAAGCCUGUGUGCGGCUCUGAUGGCGAACUCUAUGAAAACCAUUGUGAGGUUCACCGUGCUGCCUGCUUGAAGAAACAGAAAAUUUCAAUUGUUCACAAUGAAGACUGCUUCUUCAAAGGUGACAAGUGCAAAUUGAUCGAAUACAGCAAACUGAAAAACAUGCUGCUGGAUCUCCAGAAUCAAAAGUACAUCCGGCAAGAAAAUGAAAAAGAAAAUGAAGACAAAAUGACUCUGAAAAAGUUGCUGGUGGAUAACAUGUUUGAAUAUUUUGAUUCAAAUGAUGAUGGACUUGUAGACAGCAAUGAACUGGCACAGGUCAUUAAACAGGAUGGGCUUGGAAAAGAUCUCUCAGAAUGCUCUCUCUUUGAUCUAUUAAAAUAUGAUGACUAUAACAGUGACAAGCAUCUGACACAGGAAGAGUUCUACAGAGCAUUCCAGGUGGUUCAGCUGAGCCUGGCAGAAGAUCAGAAAGUGAUUGUCACCACAGCAACGGUGGGGCAGAGUGCCGUCUUGACAUGUUCCAUUCAGGGAACCUUGAGGCCUCCAAUAAUCUGGAAACGCAACAACAUUAUUCUCAACAAUCUGGAUCUUGAAGACAUAAGUGAUUUUGGAGAUGAUGGCUCCCUGUAUAUAACAAAGGUAACCACAACUCACAUGGGAAACUAUAGCUGUCAUGCAGAUGGCUAUGCAAAGCUUUACCAGACUCAUAUCUUGCAAGUAAAUGUUCCUCCAGUCAUUAGGGUCUAUCCAGAGAGCCAGGCUCGAGAACCAGGUGUGACCGCUAGUCUCCGGUGUCACGCUGAAGGCAUUCCAAAUCCUCAGAUUACUUGGUUGAAGAAUGGUAUUGACAUCAUGCCUAAACUUUCCAAGCAGCUCACUCUGCAAGCAAAUGGUAGUGGGGUGCACAUUAGUAAUGUGCGCUAUGAAGAUACAGGAGCUUACACUUGCAUUGCCAAGAAUGAUGCAGGAGUGGAUGAAGAUAUCUCAUCUCUUUUUGUGGAAGAUUCGGCCAGGAAAACACUUGCAAACAUACUGUGGCGAGAGGAAGGACUGGGUGUGGGAAACAUGUUCUACAUCUUCUAUGAGGAUGGAAUCAAAGUGAUACAACCGAUAGAGUGUGAGAUUCAGAGGCAUAUUAAACCUUCAGAGAAAAUUCUAGGAUACCAGGAUGAAGUCUGUCCCAAAGCUGAAGGUGAAACAGUCCAACGUUGUUUGUGGGCCACCGCGGUGAACAUCAAGAACAAGUACAUCUAUAUCACACAGCCCAAUCUGAACAGAGUGCUGAUCGUUGAUAUCCAGUCGCAAAAGGCUGUGCAGUUUGUAGCCACUGAUCCAAUUCCAGUGAAACUUCACUACGACAAAUCACAUGACCAGGUUUGGGUUCUCAGUUGGGGCGAUACCGAGAAAAACUCACCAACACUGCAGGUGAUUAAUCAGGCCAGCGGGAGCACAGCCCAUCACACUAUCCACACUCAACCAGUCGGCAAACAGUUUGACAGAGUGGAUGAUUUCUUCAUUCCAUCGACAACGCUCAUCAUUAAUCACAUCAGGUUUGGAUUUAUUCUUCACAAAGGUGAGCCAGCCCUUCACAAAAUUGACCUUGAAACUAUGAUGUACAUCAAGACCAUCAGUCUGAAGGACUAUAACUGUGUACCAAAGUCUCUUGCCUACACUCACCUGGGUGGAUAUGACUUUGUUCAUUGCCACCCAGACAGUACAGGAGCUAUUCAGCCACAGAUCAUAGUUGACAGUGUCACAGAUUCUGUGAUCGGGUACAAUGGUGAUAUAACGGGCACGCCUUACAUCUCUCCAGAUGGACAUUAUUUGGUCAGCAUAGAUGAUCAGAAGGGUCGCAUGAGAGUCCAGUCCAUCACUAUCCAAGGAGAAAUCCAAGAAUCCUUUGAGAUUCACACUAACCUUCACAUCUCCGAUGCCACGUUCCAGCCUUCUUUCACUGAGGCCAACCAGUACAAUGUCUACGCCAGCUCGGGUGUGCAAACGGACGUGCUCUUUGUGGAACUCUCCACAGGGAAAGUGAAGAUGGUGAAGAGCCUGAAAGAACCAAUGAAGACAGAAGAGUGGUCAUGGAACAGUAAAAACCGGGUGAUCGUGGACAGUGGUCUAUUCGGCCAGUACCUGAUGACACCAUCCAAGGAAUCCUUGUUUAUUCUGGAUGGAAGGCUUAAUAAGUUAAACUGUGAGAUCACUGAGGUGGAGAAAGGCAACACAGUAAUUUGGGUUGGUGAAGCCUAAAGAGGGCAAUUUAGUUACCUAAUCCCUGGUCUAACCUUUUCCACUGCACUUAACCUGCAACUCACCAUUUUUGCUCUUUUAUACACUAUGAAAAGUACCUAACUAAAUGUGAACCAGGUUUGCAGGCACAAAAAAAAACAACAGGUAUUUUUGAGUGAAAUAACCAUAGGUAAUAAUUGGAAUGUUCUGAUUUGUUAGCACUAUUAACAACAAGGGGGUGAGUGGCUAUUGUUUCUUUAAAUUGUACAAGGCAGCCCUCUAGCUACUUAGGUGCAUUCGCUAUACAAAACAUAACAGCAGCUGCAGAUAAUUAUUGCAGAUGCACUAAAACCCAUUUCUUUGAUUUUUCCACUUUUGCUUCUACAGUAUGCAGGAUAGAUUUUUGCUUAUGGUGUCUCAUUCAACAACCAGAGUUUUCACAUUGGAGUCAUUUUUUUUUCUUUGUCAGCUUUUUUGUGCCUUGAAAAGAUGCAUUUCCAGGGACAGGGAUGAAAAAAAAAUGGAUAAGUAUUCCCAUUGUGGCUGCUUGAUUGCUUGUCAUAAGAGUUUUAAAAAAAGCUUUUCAGAACCUCAUUGUUUAGUGCUGUUCAAGCUGAGAACAGGUCUGUAGAGGUAUUGACUAACUCAAUGUUACCAGAUGUAGACAUGCCCUCAAUAUUAGUUGAUUGACCAUGUGAAAGGAUCAAUCAGUCCCUCUUUCUCAGUAGAUGUACUGACACGAGUUAAAACUAGCCUACACCAAACAGUUAAUACCUUUUAAGUAACAUUAUAGAAAUCUGUCAUUCACUUGUCUGUAAUUGAAUGUUAUCUCUGCAGGCUUUAAUACUAAAGGGAAGAGUACAUGCGAGAGUGUCAACAUAUGCUACACAGUAAAAACGAAUGCAACUGGAUGAGCUGGUGGUAUUUUUAGGAGAUUUCCUUUGAGUAUCUGAAUUAACUUAAUUAACUAGUCAUGUAUUGUGCUUUGGAUUUUAUACCCGUGUCCAUCCCUGUAUAUUGCAGCUGCUCAGUUCUGUAAUUGUCAUCUGUUAGUUGGGAAAAUAUGGUGUGUGGGGAGAAUGGGAUUCUUUGCUCUACUCCAUAGCAGCUGAUAAACUACAGUGUUUAGGUUUGUAGUGACUGAAAUGGUUCCCUUUUUAAAACCAGUAAUGUUUUAUCAUGUGUGGUCAUCUAGGGUGUUAAACGUCUCUUACCUAACCAUUUGUCUAUCAAAUAAUAAUUUUUCUGUGUCAUGUAAUGGAUUCCAUAACUCGUGAAUGUUGUGUAUGUAGAAAUUUGCUUGACACUGGGGCAAAUAAAGAUCCUACAUUUUGAAA
This is a messenger RNA of Callorhinchus milii (elephant shark), 3871 nucleotides long. RefSeq names its product follistatin-like 5 (gene fstl5). The coding region runs from base 12 to 2555 and encodes 847 amino acids. The transcript has 15 exons. Gene Ontology annotation, molecular function: cell-cell adhesion mediator activity; calcium ion binding. Gene Ontology annotation, cellular component: axon; plasma membrane. The record is from RefSeq and is a predicted model, not a curated record. Gene Ontology annotation, biological process: cell differentiation; homophilic cell-cell adhesion; dendrite self-avoidance. Lineage: Eukaryota; Metazoa; Chordata; Chondrichthyes; Chimaeriformes; Callorhinchidae.